UCCAAAUCCAGACAAUGGAACCGAUCCAGUUCUCCUAUCAAAAGUCUUAUUGACAACUGCUACAUAUGUUUAUGUGUCGUUCUAUGCGCUCCCCUGCUUCUUCUUCUUGGAUGUCGUCGUCCCAAGGAAAUUAGCAGAGACCAGGUGGUCCAAUGGCUACGCGACACCUCGCUCUCUCUUUCUCUCUCUAAAAUCUUGUAGCCGCUCAUAGACUCAAUUGAAAAUCCCCACAUCCUCGGCUCUCUCUGUCCAUGGGUUCAAUCUUGAAAAUCAGUAUUUCUUCAAUCCUAUCUUGGAUCCCCUUAUACUCCUCUGCUGUUUCCCAAAAAACAGAGUCCAUUAUCAUUAAAUUCCCAAUUUCAAACUAGGGAUUAGCCUUUUUCAUUCAAAAUCUCAAGUGGGUUUUCCCAAAAACAUCUGAUAAAUCAUAAUCUCACGAAUUUAAUAGGAGUAUUCAAAUUCAUACGAAAACAGAGUCCAAAACAUCCACAUCUCAAUCUCAAUCUAGGAAUUAGCCUUUCUCCAUUCAUAAAUUCCAAGGUGGUAAUCUCCAAAACAUCUAACAAACCAUUCUAUUUUCCCAUCAAACCCGCUCUCAUUCUUAAUUCUUGCUCAUCGCUCGGCUCUCAGUCCUUGCAAUCACGGAUUUUAGUAGUUUGAAAUAUUUUCAAAAGGCGCUUCCACUCACGCUCGCGCUCAGGUACACGGGCGUGGCUAAUAGUAGCUCAAAUCCAAACAAAACUGAGAUAGAAACAUCAUAAUCACAGACCCAAUGGAGGAGAGGCAAGUACUGUUCGGCAAGUACGAGAUGGGCAGAUUCCUAGGAAAAGGGACAUUCGCCAAGGUCUACUACGGCAAACAGCUCAACUCCAACGACAGCGUAGCGAUCAAGGUGAUCUCCAAGGACCAGGUGAAGAAAGAAGGCAUGAUGGACCAAAUCCAGCGCGAGAUCUCGGUCAUGCGCCUCGUUCGCCACCCGAACGUGGUCGAGAUCAAGGAAGUGAUGGCGACGAAGACGAAGAUCUACUUCGUCAUGGAGUACGUGAAGGGCGGGGAGCUGUUCGCCAAGGUGGCGAGGGGGAGGUUGAGGGAGGAUUCGGCGAGGAAGUACUUCCAGCAGUUGAUUGCCGCGGUGGAUUAUUGUCACAGCAGGGGGGUGAGUCACAGGGAUCUGAAGCCGGAGAACUUGUUGCUGGAUGAGAAUGGCGACUUGAAGGUGUCGGAUUUCGGGUUGUCGGCGCUGCCGGAGCAGCAGAGGAUCGACGGGCUGCUGCACACGCAGUGUGGGACGCCGGCGUAUGUUGCGCCGGAGGUGCUGAGAAAGAAAGGAUACGACGGUGCCAAGGCGGACAUAUGGUCAUGUGGAGUGGUUCUCUUCGUUCUGGUUGCUGGGUUUUUACCGUUCCAGGACGAGAACGUCAUGAACAUGUACAAGAAGGUUUUCAAGGCGGAGUUUGACUUCCCCCCAUGGAUUUCCCCUGACGCGCGGCGGCUCAUUUCCAAGCUCCUCGUCGCCGACCCGCACCGCCGGAUCUCCAUUCCCGCCAUCAUGCGAGUGCCCUGGUUCCGAAAAAACUUCGCCCGAUCAAAUUCCUUCCAGAUUCGAGAAAAUGAAGAAGCUUCCAGCUUUCAAGACGCAGAUCUAGCAGCCAACAACCCGAAGCAAUCCGGAUCCAGUGGGAUACUGAAGAAAUCGAUAUCCUCCCCUGCUUUCUUCAACGCGUUCGAGUUCAUUUCCUCCAUGUCGUCUGGGUUCGACCUCUCGAGCUUGUUCGAGACCAAGAGGAAAACGGGGUCCAUGUUCACGUCGAGGCAUUCGGCGGCCGCGAUAGUGGAGAAGAUUGAGGCGGCAGCGGAGGGGUUGGGAUUCGGAGUUGCCAAGGAGAAGGACUUUAAGCUGAGGCUCGAAGGGGCAGCGGAGGGCCGGAAAGGGAAGCUGUCGGUGGCGGCGGAGGUUUACGAGGUGGCGGCGGAGGUGGCGGUCGUGCAGUUCUCGAAGUCCGCCGGGGACACCCUCGAGUACGUGAAGUUCUUUGAAGAGGACGUUAGGCCUGCGCUGAAAGACAUUGUUUGGACUUGGCAGGGUGACAGUAGUUGUAACGGUAACGGUGUAGUUAACGGAGGAGAACCACCAAAUAGCUAACCCUUGAUGGGGUUGACUUUUUGGUUUCUUUUGUUUUCUCUUUGAUGUGACUUUGAUUUCCAGUUUCUUCUAUAUAGUUCUAAAAAAUUACGAAUACUAAAAAGUGUAAAUUACUUUCUACUUAUGAAUGAGAUAUGCAAAUUAUGAGAAA
Rhododendron vialii is the source of this 2294-nucleotide messenger RNA. Its product is annotated as CBL-interacting serine/threonine-protein kinase 5-like. The transcript has 3 exons. Gene Ontology annotation, biological process: signal transduction; protein phosphorylation. Lineage: Eukaryota; Viridiplantae; Streptophyta; Magnoliopsida; Ericales; Ericaceae. Gene Ontology annotation, molecular function: ATP binding; protein kinase activity. The record is from RefSeq and is a predicted model, not a curated record. Bases 773 to 2143 code for a protein of 456 amino acids.